AUGCCCUCAACCAUCCUCACCACCCUCCUCUUCAUCCUCGCCACCCUCACCCUCUCAUCAACCACAUUCGCCUUCCCCCUCUUCCGCCGCGACAUCCAAUGGUCCUUCAAUCUCUUCCCCACAGACGCCUGCGACGGCCCCAGUGAACUCCACAUCGGCACCGGCAGCACAGGAUGUCGCGCCGACCUAGGCAGCGUCGCCUCCGCAUAUACAGUGAAUGUGAUCCCCGAGGGAUGUCGCAUCGAGUUCUACGACAACACCAUGUGCGACCGCAAUGAGUUGUCGGAUUUGGCGGGCCCGAUGACGCGCACGCAGGUCUGUCGUGUGCCCAACUUGCAUCGGAGGUAUGCUUCGUAUCGGGUGACGUGCGGGCAUGUGGAUGUUUGA
Molecule: messenger RNA, 387 nt
Organism: Penicillium diatomitis
Lineage: Eukaryota; Fungi; Ascomycota; Eurotiomycetes; Eurotiales; Aspergillaceae
Exons: 1
Coding region: 1-387 (128 amino acids)
Source: RefSeq, a predicted model, not a curated record